AUGUCUAACACUGGCAAUGGCACACUCUAUACCUAUCCAGGGAAUUUUCGUGCAUAUAAAGCACAAAUCGCUGCACAAUACAGUGGUGCACGGUUAACUGUUGCAUCUACUGAUAAAUUUAAAAUGAACGAAACAAACAAAUCCGAAGAAUAUUUGAAAAAAUUCCCAACUGGAAAAGUACCUGCCUAUGAAAACGAUGCCGGUGUACGUUUGUUUGAAUGCAAUGCCAUCGCCCAUUAUUUGUCAAAUCAACAAUUACGUGGCAAAACAUUAGAGGAACAAUCAUCUGUAAUACAAUGGAUUGAAUAUGCUGAAAGAGAAAUCAUACCAGUAUCAGCUACUCUAGUUUAUCCUUGUAUGGGUAUUAUGCAGUUUAAUAAAUUGAAUCAUGAACGAGCCAAAGAUGAACUUAAACAUAUUUUACAUCUAUUAAAUGAAUAUCUUCGUACAAGAACAUAUCUUGCUGGUGAACGUAUUACACUAGCUGAUAUUGUUGUUGCUUGCGAUUUAUUAUUAUUGUUUCAAUGGAUUGUUGAACCCGCUCAACGUACAUUGUAUCCAAACACAACAAGAUGGUUUCUGACUUUAAUUCAUCAGGAUGAAGUUAAAACAGUGAUUGGUGAUUAUAAACUAUGUGAAAAAAUGGCACAAUUUGAUCCAAAAAAAUUUGCUGAAGUAUCUGAACAUUCUCAACAGCAUUCUCAACAUCGUGACGAACAUCACCAAGAAUCCACAAAAGAUAAAAAAGGAGAUGAGAAAAAAUCACAACAACAAGCACAAGGUGAAAAACCAGCUAAACAAAAAGGAACAUCUAAACCGAAAGAUGAACAGGAACAUGGGGAUGAUCAAGGUGGAGAUGAAAUGGAUGACGUUUUAGCACAAGAACCGAAACAAAAAGAUCCAUUUGCUGAAAUGGCAAAGGGAACGUUUAAUAUGGACGAGUUUAAACGUGUUUAUUCAAAUGAAGAUACUGUUACAAAAGCCAUACCGCAUUUUUGGAGUCAUUUUGAUAAAGAAAAUUAUUCACUAUGGCAAUGUGAAUAUAAAUAUCCCGAAGAUCUUGGUCAAAUAUUUAUGACAUGCAAUCUUGUAGCAGGCAUGUUUCAACGUCUUGAAAAAUUACGCAAAAAUGCCUUUGCCAGUAUGUGCGUUUGGGGCAAAGAUAAAGACAAUACUAUUUCUGGUGUUUGGACAUGGCGAGGACAAGGACUGGCGUUUGAGUUAUCGCCUGAUUGGCAAACAGAUUAUGAAUCUUAUACGUGGACAAAAUUAAAUCCGGAUGAUGAAAAAACAAAAAAAAUGGUCGAACAGUUUUUUGCAUGGGAAGGUGAACAUAAAGGAAAAACGUUUAAUCAAGGAAAAAUUUUUAAAUAA
Molecule: messenger RNA, 1374 nt
Organism: Didymodactylos carnosus
Lineage: Eukaryota; Metazoa; Rotifera; Eurotatoria; Philodinida; Philodinidae
Source: the annotation of a GenBank genome assembly